This is a messenger RNA of Chelonoidis abingdonii (Abingdon island giant tortoise), 1834 nucleotides long. It is a transcript of the gene C26H19orf38, whose product is annotated as chromosome 26 C19orf38 homolog. NCBI's taxonomy places the organism in Eukaryota, Metazoa, Chordata, Testudines, Testudinidae. The record is from RefSeq and is a predicted model, not a curated record.
ACCCCACUAUACCACGACCCCGCAUUUAGCGCGAUUGAAGUUUUUGGACCCCAAACAUUGCAUUAUAGCGGAGUUUCAUGUAUUUGGAGAUUUAGAGAAAUAUAAACGGUUCUUAGCUGCAGUCCAUUGAUGUACGAUAAGAUCCCAGGAAACCGUCACAAGAUUUAGGGCCUGAGUUAGAUCUUAGUCAACUCUCGCUGUAAAUCUGGAGUAACUCCAUUGAAUUUACACUUGUACAAUUGAGAUCACUGGCCUUGGCUCUCAGUAACUCUGUUGAAGUCAGUGGAAUCACACCACUAUCAGAUUGGUGUGAGAAGAGAAUUGUGUCCAAAACCUGGCAUGUAAUUUAUACCAUGGAUGAGGUCACUGUUGGUCUCAGCCCUUUGGCUUUAAUGUGAGGCUUUAAAUUUGCCAUAGGAAAAGAAAUAAAAGCCCUUUUACGUUCAGGGACAUUCUGUAAUUUCCUUCUGAGAUGGUGAAAUUCCAUCUUGGGCAAAACUUCCUUCUCCUUUUCGUGUGCUUCUGACUAGGAACCUUCCAUGCAUGUUGGGCUCCUACUGUCUAGUCACCAAAGAUCCAGGACGCUCAGCGGAAAGAUGAGCCUGAGGAUUCUGUUUCUCUUAGCUGGCUCGUUGGCAGGUCCCAGCCUAACUCCCGCCCCACUUUUUUACCUGGACAUGUCUUCCGACCCCCCUGCCCAAGAAGACUCCACCCGGCUUGUCUGCAUCGCGCCGAGAGCCUAUGUGGACAGCGAGUUCUGGUUGCUGAAGACAGAUCUGGUUCAGCCCGUACAGACACUGUUUGCCUCGGAGGCCCAGCAUCGCGUCACCUUCAUCCUGUGGAACGUCACCGUGAAGGAUGCCGGGCAGUACUGGUGCCGGUACCGCAGCUACAACGGGAGUGCCAGGCAGAUGUCAGAGUUCAGCAAUGUGGUGGAGGUCGCAGUGUCAGCAACUCCAAGUGCCCCUCCCCCAGCUCCCACGGCUGCUCCACAAGCUUCCCCGUGGCUGCUCCCUGUGACCCUCAGCGUGGCUGGAGCUUUGCUUCUGACCGUGAGCCUCGUAGUAGCAGUCGUGGCAGUCAGGCGAGUUAAUGCCAGAAGACAACAGCUGAAAAGGGAUCGGGAAUCGUGCUGGACAGAAACGAACUUUCCCACAACAGACAUAUCGUUCGAUAACUGCCUGUUCACCGUCUCGGAGAAAAUGGACCUGGAAGCCACAGGCAGCCAAGAUGCCUGCAUCUCCCCAGGCUCCAGGAAAAGACUCAGCUCCGCUUCCGCUCUGGGAACCGACAGCUUCAGCACAUUCAAGUCCUUGCAGUGACGGCCUGGGUGGAGGCUGGCCCUGGAUGCUCCAGCUAGCGACCCCCUGGUCUGAGCCCCGGCCCUUUCCUUAGUCUUCCUUGGGCUCGGGGUCACCCCCAGAACGAGGCGUCUGCCAGAGGGACCAUUACCAGGGUGCGAUUAUACAUCUUCAUUGGGAGGAGAAUGAGCUUCAGUUAAGCCUUGUGCCCUCCAGGACCACGUGACAUGGACACCAUGAAAAGAUGCCCAGAAUCUAGUCUACCUCCCGCAUUGUGAGCAGUGUCACUGGCUCAGCUCUGGAGCUGAAUCGAUCCCUGGGGCAGAUGCUGGAAGCAGGAAGAUCCCAGCUGGGGUUGCAUAUCUUUGGGUCAGGAUUUGUGUGGCUGGCAGUGGAUUCUUCCACCGUAGCCGGAAUGACAUUCACAUGAGCCAGCCAAACCUUUCUACCCCUCCGCAAUCCCCUUCCUCCAAGCAGUGCUUCCGCAGGAUGACCCGAGAUGGGGGGAGAGCCAAAGACUCCAUAAAGACGAC